CUCGCAAGCUUUCUACCCAAAUCAGCAACACCACGCAUCAUGAGCAAACCCCGGAAAACACCGGUGCUUCCGCCUGGCUCCGCGCCAAAGAAGACAGUCAAUUCUUCCAAAAACGCAUUGAGCCAAGAAUUCGUGAGCAGCAGCGACGAUUCUGCGAGCGAGACCGAAGCACGGCCCCAGAAAAAGACGCCUGUACAAAUCGCAGUACACAGACCGAAAAGUGGUGUGACGGCUAGCGAGACCAAAAAAUCGAAAAAGGGGAAAGAAGAAGCUCCGAAGAGCUCAGCUAAAUCGAAACAGUCGCCAAAAAAACCUUCACCCAAAAAACCUGUACCCAAGCAGGUCACGACGGAAGAAGAUGGUACUACUACAAGUAGCUCAGAUGACAGCGAAGAUGAGCCCGAGACCGACAUAAGAAAAGCGCAGGAUCGAGAAAAACAGAAGGCGGCGAGUACAAGCACCAGCGACAGUAGCUCGGACGACUCAAGCGACGAAUCUGAAGCAGAUACUCCUGCGGCGACAUCAAAAGCAACACCAACACAACCUCGAUCGGCCCCAACAAAUAUACAUGACGUGGAAAUGGUAGCAGCGAGCGCAUACGUUCCUCCGAGAGGUUUCAAUCAGGCAUCCACCAGCCGAGCCGCAUCUUUACCAUCUACCACACUGCUGAGCAAUCUUCAAGGAAAGCAGAUUUGGCACCUGACCGCACCCGCCAACAUAUCACUCAAAGACCUGCAACAGCUGGCCAUGGAUCAAGCGACCAAAGGCAAGGCAGUAUUGAAGCACAAAAAUGCUAGCUAUGGUUUCUCAGACGUCGCAGAAGAGGAUGGUGGUUCGCAACAAGUCAUCAUACCACGUCAAAACGGAUACAAACCUGUCUCGUCUCGAAUCUCGCACUCGUUCCACCUCCGCGAGAUUGUUGAUCUCCCCAAACUAAGUUCGCAUCAAGCGGACCCAAACACAGGCUCUGAGGCAGCAGCAUCCAUCACAAUGUCUACUAUCCGUGCCCCGCUGCCCCAGGUCAAAGGGCUCAAGAUGCGCUUCUUCCCAUCAGGAGCGAAGGAUCGUACGCCGGUAACUCUGGGAUCAUCAGAUGACGAGGACGAACCUGAACAGGCGCCAACUGCAGGUUUGGCUGUCCCCAAUGGUGUUCAUUCAAAGGCAAGAUCGGAGAAGCGGAAGCAUGCAGAUAUGAACGAAGAUGACAGGGCAGUGAAGAAGCUCAAGAAGCAUCGGACCCCCGAGGAACUGAAAAGGAGGGAGGAACGAAGAGCGAAGAAGGAAAAGAAACGGGAAAAGGCAAAGUCAUGAGAUACCGGUCUGAGCAUAACUGAAAGCGUUUGGCGUUUAAAUGGGAAAUCAGGGGAUGACCAGUGUGUCUUGUGAAUGUUGCGGAGGUGCAGGAGCCUGCUCAUACAUGCGAGUCUGCAUAGGCUUGAUUUCAUGUAUAUGAGCCUCU
Periconia digitata is the source of this 1459-nucleotide messenger RNA. NCBI's taxonomy places the organism in Eukaryota, Fungi, Ascomycota, Dothideomycetes, Pleosporales, Periconiaceae. The record is from the annotation of a GenBank genome assembly.